Messenger RNA from Ilyonectria robusta, 5157 nucleotides. RefSeq lists its product as uncharacterized. The transcript has a single exon. NCBI's taxonomy places the organism in Eukaryota, Fungi, Ascomycota, Sordariomycetes, Hypocreales, Nectriaceae. Bases 1 to 5157 code for a protein of 1718 amino acids. The record is from RefSeq and is a predicted model, not a curated record.
AUGUCUGGCCUUCCCGAAAACUGGGAAUGGGACUACGACGGCCAGCGGUGGUUCUACAAGUACAAGCCCACCGGCCACAUCCAAUACCACUUCCCCAAGGAGGGCGAUGAGUUCCCCGACUUCAUCGACGCCGCCUCGCCCGCCCCGGCCUUGGCCCCUGAGGAACGCCUCGAGUCGCAGCAGCAGGUCAAGCGGCAAGCGAGCACGAGCACGAGCAACCCAGGGCGAGCGGGCGGCGGGAGCGGCGCUAAUGGCGGCGCGUGGAAGAACGGCAUGUCGGCGUCGGCCAUGCCCGUGAGCUCCGUCUGGGAGGACGACAUCGGCGAGGACGCCGUGUUCCAGCCCGAGAGCUUCAUGUUCCUGGGCCCCGGCACCUACAAUGACGUGAGCCCGCUGGCCGAGGAGGAGGAGGAGGCGGCGCGGAGGGUCGUGGCUGGCGGCAUCGAGGAUCGGGUUGAGUGGACUCCGCAGGCAACUCCCCCGGCGGGCAAGGGCGUCAGUCCCGUGGUCAGUGAACGCACGACGCCGCACGUCAUGAAUAGCGAGGUUGCGCGGGCGUCUGUGCAGGCGACGCCUGUCCCAGAUGGGUUCAUGAUGGGCGGCCCCAUCAUGGGCGGUCCCGUCAUGUCUCAAGCUGUCAUGGGAGAGCCCGUCACCAUGGCCAUCCCGCCCACUGUCCCCGAGGAGCCAGUCUUCCACGAGCUGCCCGUCCAGGAACCAUUCCACCAAUUUGACCCAGUUGGCAUUGUCGCUGAAAUGCCCACGUUCGACACCGCCUCGGCGCGCGUCGAGACGAACCCGGACCCGGUCGAGAUGGCCGACAACACGGUGCUCGCUCCCAUUGAGACAGCGGUGCCCGAGGGCUACGCAGAGCUGCCAGAGAGCACCAGUCCCACUGAGCCGAAGCCCAACCCAGAGCCCAUGCUUGCCCCAGGCAGCCUGCGAAAUCACACGAAAGAUGCCCCACCGCAGGGCAUGAUUCAGCCGCCGAGUGUUGAAAGGAACCCCGAGGAGGAAGUGCCCAGCGGGUUCCAGGCCUACAAGCCUGGCAUGGCGACGCCAGAGAAUCCCCGAAUACCGGCACCCACGAGGGACUUGAGGGAUAAUGAUAUGAAGCGAAUGUCACUUCUGCAGCGUGAGCGAUCUCUCAUGAUGGGCCUGAAGCCGGGCCGGUCUAUGGACGUCAGCCGCGCCGACAUCCCAGCCGCUCUUACGCCGCCGCAAGUUCCGCGAAAGGAGCCCCUCGACGCACCAGGCCAAAGCAAGGCACCGUCCCCGCCGGUCAUGGCCGUUGAUGCCGGUAUUCAACCCCAAGCUCCGGCUGGUGUCGAGAAUAGCCCCGGUCUGGCGCCUCUCAAUGGAGGAAUCUCCAAGUUCCCGUCCGUUCUACGACCCGCACGCCAACGGGCUCCGUCACAGCCAGGCCAGCAGCCUCAGCAAGGACAGUCCCAGACCUUCAACUCUAACCAGGCGCCGCCAUUAGCUUCAGGCUAUGUGCCUCCUAAGCAUGGCCAGCACCCGGCAUCAAUGACCCCUUCUCCCCUGAAGCAGCAGCAGCGACAACAGGAAGAGCCACGGAUGGGCGUCCAGCGAGUGAACACUGCUCCGGAUCAGCCCCCAUCGCAAAGACCAGUUUCAAUGAUUCAAGGAGGCCACCCGGUGGUUCAAGGUCCGCAAGCAGCGCAACGACAUCAACAGCCAGCGAGGCCGGCUACCGUGAUGCCGGAUAUGAUGAUGGGAGGUGGUCAACCUCAACCGUUCAAUCACCAGCAAGGCUCAGGCCGACAAGACCCCAGACUGUCUCAGCAACAGGGCAUGAAUCCCCCGUACCAAGGCCGCGUUCAGGGGAUGUCAUCAACAGUGCCGCCGCCACAAGAUGCUCCAUUUCCUGCUCCUCAGAUCCAGCCAUUGAGGCGGGUUGGCACUCAACCGCAGCCCGGAUAUCCAUCUGAUGAUAUGCCUCCACGACAGACGGGAACCCCAUAUCCUCCUGAUGAUCCAAGACCACUUCGACAAACCAACACACCAUACCCUCCCGACGACACAAGGCCACUUCGGCAAACUAAUACCCCAUACCCUCCGGAUGAGCCUGCUCUAGAUCCGGCACAGUACAGGCGCCGGCACUCGUCUCUCGCUAAUGACGUCGUCUCUCCAAUAGAAUCGCGGUCCGGCAGCAUCUCCUCCACGGCUCCGCUCCAAACCCCCUCCCCGAUGGAGAACAGCCGUCGAGCUUCGUCAACCGCGUCGCUUAACCAGGCCCUCAGCCAACCCAACUACACGCCGUCCCCCGUCUCCCAAGGCUCAGGGAGCCAGGGAUUCACGCCGACGCCACCCUCGGUACCGGCCAGUCAGCAGGCAGAUCCCGGAUCCUACUUCGCCAUGCAAAACGCCGAGGGCCAAGGCCACGCCGUCUCGGCCCAGAACAAGUUACGCAAAAAGUCAAUUGGUCGAUCAGACUCGGCGAAGCGCAUGUCUCUCCCCCCAGGACAGUCACCACUCUCUUCGGCUUCUCACACCGAGCCAUUGGUGCAACGCUCCCACUCCCUUCGCCAACCGCCCCAAGGCAAUGGUAUCCCGCAGCAACAACCACCCCUACAGCAGCAGCAGCCUCCUCCACAGCAGCCUCCUGCUCCCUACCCAGGGACGCCGCCGAUGGGCCCGCAAUAUCUCGGGCGCAUCGAGGAGCACGAAGAGACUGCGCACGUGGCGCUCAGUCGAUCGUCGAGCCAGUCACAAGCUCACACGCGACGCAGCUCUCUGGCUUCGUUGCAGCAGUCGCCCCAAGGUAGCCGCCGUCAGAGUCUGCAGACAACACCAGGGACCGAGGUGCACGCCGAGAGCCCUGUGCAAAAUGUUGUGCCUCAGGGCUGGGAGGGACCUGGGAGGGGGGCUCCUCGGGGUCAAGCUCCUCAGCAAAUGCCUCAGCAGAUACCUCAGCAGAUACCUCAGCAAAUGCCUCCCCAAGGCCAGUUUCCCCCACAGGGCCAGUUCCCUCCCCAGACCCAGGUGGCUCAAGGAGGAAUGCCUCCUGGACAGAUGCCGGUUCAAGUUCCAGCGCCUUUGAAGAGGAAGCCCUCAAGAGGACAAGCGCCAUCAACUGGGCAGAUGCCACCACAGGGACAAGCACCUCCUCAGGGCCAAAUCCCCCCUCUUGGACAGAUGCCUCCCCAAACCCAGGCCUCUCUGCAACGCAAACCUUCAAAGGGACAGACUCCAUCUGGGUCGAUGCAACGUCAAGACGAGAUGUCUCGCCCAGGGCAGAUGCCGCCUCAAGGACAAAUGCCUCCUCAGCAGGGACAAAUCCCCCCUCGAGGUCAGAUGCCCCCAGGAGGACAGAUGCCUCUCCCGAAGACACAGAUCAUCCAAGGCCAGAUUCCCCAGAGUCAGACACCAUUACAAACCCAGCCUCCACCCCAAGGCCAGGUACGCCCCCAAGGUCAGGUACAAGGACAGGGGCCCCCGCCUCAGCCCGGACAGAUGCCAUCCCAUGGUCAGGUCCCUCAGGGACGACCUCAACAAGGACCGCCCCAAGCAACUGGACAGGCGCCUCCUGCAGGGCAAACGUUGCCUCAGGGUCAGAAGCCUCCGAUCGGACAGUUACCACCGGGCCAGCCGCCAUCCCAGAGUCAGACUCCCAUGGGAGCACCACGACCCGUUUCUGGACAGAUGCCGCCAGGUCAAAUCCCACCCCAGGGCCAGAUGCCGCCAGGUCAGAUGCCUCAGGGUGGACAAAGACCUCUUUCCAUGCAUAUGGCUCCGGGUGGACAGAUGCCACAAGGCCAGAUGCCACCUCAGGGACAGAUGGGGCAAGUGCCAUUUCCUGGACAGAUCCCGCCAGGUCAGAUACCUCAAGGGGGACAGAGACCUCUUUCUAUGCAGAUGGUCCCAGGUGGACAAAUUCCGUCGGGCCAGAUGCCACCCCAAGGACAGCGCCCACACCUGCAGAUGCCUCCUCAGGGCCAGGCUCCAAACGGGAGGAUGUCUCCACAGGUCCAAAUCCCGCAAGGUCAGCAACCAUGGAAUCCGAAUACGCAGUCGCCAAUGGCUCCUGGCUCCCGGCCUGGAUCAGUGCCACCACAAACGGCUGAUAGUCCAAAGGAGAAGAAGUGGCUCAAGUGGUUCAAGGGUGGACCCAAGUCAGUCGCACCAAGUCCGACGACACCUCAAACCCAGGCGUUCUCGCCCAUUCCUUCCUCGCAUAAUCCGCGUCCCAGCUGGGGUGGCGGCGAGUACGCGGAGCCUGCUGUAUGGCAGCCGGGACAGCCCAUUAAGGGACAACAAGUUCAGGGACAGCCAGUGCAGGGACAGCCAGUGCAGGGACAACCAAUGCAGGGACAACCGAUCCAAGGCCAACAGCAGCCGGGCAUCCCAAACAAUAUGGCACCGCCACAGCAUCAACAGCAAGGGCAAUUCCCGCCGGUAGCUCUCCAGAAAUCGGGUCCUGCUGUUAUGCCACUCGGCCGAGCUACUCCCCCAACUGGGCCAGUAUCGCAGCCACCUGCCAAUGUUUCUCCGGGACAGUCUCAACCUCCACCGCCUCCGAUGGAACCUCUAGCACCCAGACAUGGAUCAGCCCGACUUGCUGUGACUCCUCCUCCACCAGAACCGAGUCCAGUGCCGUCCGACAUGGGUCUUCCAUCAUUGGGGCGAAUGCCGUCAAAUUCCACUGAUAAUUUCUCGGAUACGGCGUCCGUCUCCACGAUUGAGGUUUCUGAAGCUAAAACACAGCCUGUAUUGCGGCCCCAGAUCGUCCAGGUAUAUAGACGGUCUACGGAUCUCCAUCAGACCCUGAGCGGCACUCAAACUCCUACGCCGGCUCCGCUUGCCCCCCUAGGAGGCUCCCGUGCUCCCAUGAACGAGCCACCGGUUGUCCAAGGAAAUGCACCUUCGCCUUUCGCACUUCCCUCUCAACGACAGGAUGCCCGGCCUGAACCUACUCCCUUUGUCGACGACAGCCGUACCUUGACUCCGGCCCCCCUUUUCUCAGGCCCCAACUCACCCAACUCUAUCAAGAACGGUGACCCAAGUCCCAAAGGCAACCGACUUGAGCCUCCAACACCUAAACCCCAGCCCCCAGUCGACGAUAAGUGGGCGAAGAAGCCAGCGGCAGAUUACUCUGGCGGAGACUGGGGAGACGAAGACGAUUGGGAUUAUUAA